This is a messenger RNA of Aureobasidium pullulans EXF-150, 976 nucleotides long. RefSeq lists its product as uncharacterized. Gene Ontology annotation, biological process: respiratory electron transport chain. The coding region runs from base 40 to 759 and encodes 239 amino acids. NCBI's taxonomy places the organism in Eukaryota, Fungi, Ascomycota, Dothideomycetes, Dothideales, Saccotheciaceae. The record is from RefSeq and is a predicted model, not a curated record. The transcript is spliced from 2 exons.
GUCGAUAUUUGUCGCCAAUUGCACUUCCACCACGCCACAAUGAGACCCUCGACCCGAUUGCUCGCCCAGGCCACGCGCUACCUCACCCCCGGCGCUCCCACCGGUCUGACUGGUGUCUUGACCCAUGCCGCCCCCCGCUCCACCCUCCUCUACCUCUACAACACUACUCUGGACAAGCUGAAGCAGUUCCCCGAGCACUCCGUCUAUCGCCAAUCCGUCGAGGCUCUUACCAAGCACCGUCUAUCUAUCGUCGAGUCCGUCAAGCCCGAGGGUCUUGAGGAAUGGCAAUCUCGCGUUCGCAGCGUCGUCGAGGCACACCCUAACGCCUUCCGCUCAAUUGCAUCAGCCACCAACAAGAAUGAGGUCAACAUCGUCUACAACGAGACUGCCCUCAAGGGUAUGGAGACCGAGGACUACGAGGACGAGCCCAUUCAGAAGCAAGAGCCCGAGGGUCCUAGAGUUGCUUCCGAGAAGUCGCACCAGGGCCACUCGUUCAUGGCCGAUCCUCAGGCUGAUAACGAGAUGAUACCUCGCAUUGAGCCCGAACCCCCGCUCACUUCCGAGCAGAUCAACACCAUCGAGUCGCAAAUUGAGGCUGGCCUGAUCGAGGAGAUCAUCCUUGUCGCAGAGGCCGAGACUGCUCUCGUCGACGAGAUGUACAAGAGCAAGGUCUGGGAAGACCUCGAAGAGUCCCCCAACCAGGGCCAAUGGGCUUACUACGAGCGCGAUACUCACACCCCCAAGACCCAGGCACCAUAGAUUGCCUGCGAGUCGUCUGUUUUCCUUGUACAAAAUACCAAUCCACAAAGCGCUUUUCCUUGGUCCAUCUAAAUCAUGAAUUUCUAAUUUCAGCUUCCCUCAUCCGACUACUCAUGCGAUUCAGCAAGUGUUCUGAAGCUAUACAGGAAGGUGCAGCUCCUUGGGCCUUACUGACUACCUGUCAACACUACCUAACAAACAGAUCAAAAGCUGAGGA